CGGCGAGACUGGUUAGCGGCGAGCUUGGUUGUGCGACAUAGUGGAGGUGCCAGGCGGUGGAUCGCGGUGGUUCUUUUGAAGGUUUGGCUGGGGUGGCUGGCCACGGGCUGCAACAUAUUCUUUCACCAUGACAUGCACCAACGUGCCCUAAGACAAACACCAAUGU
Sphenostylis stenocarpa is the source of this 166-nucleotide messenger RNA. NCBI's taxonomy places the organism in Eukaryota, Viridiplantae, Streptophyta, Magnoliopsida, Fabales, Fabaceae. The record is from the annotation of a GenBank genome assembly.